AUGAGCAUGAUGAUGAAAUUCGAUAUUAUUCAAGCAUUAUAAUUAGUUUCAUACUGUUUUAAAUGUGAUAAUAUAAAAUUACCCAGAACUCAUCAUUGUAAAGAAUGCAAUAAAUGUAUAUUGAGAAUGGACCAUCAUUGUCCAUGGGUUAAUAAUUGUGUAGGUUUGAAAAAUCAUAGGUAUUUCUGCCAAUUCAAUUUCUAUGCUCUCUUGUGCAUGAUCCAAUGUACAUUAUUUAUUUCUUAUGAUUUAUUUGUUAAUGAUAAGCUUGUGUUACAAGAACUGACCAAAAAUUAAUAGUUUAUAUUGACAAUUUGUGAUGUAACCUGCUUUUCCUUAGUAUUGGUUAUGGGAUUUCUAUUGGGAUUUCAUAUCUACCAUACUGCCCAAAACAUUACUACUGUCGAAUACCACAUAAAUGAAAUAAAAGCCAAUAACCCUUUCAGAAAGCCCAGAAUUAUCGAUAACUUUAAAGAAGUCUUUGGUCCUGAAAUUAAGUAUUGGUUUCUUCCUUUAAGAAAUGUAGAGAAAAGUGCCUUCCCUAGAACAGAUCUUUUCGAAGUCUGA
Messenger RNA from Paramecium tetraurelia, 567 nucleotides. RefSeq lists its product as uncharacterized. The transcript is spliced from 5 exons. NCBI's taxonomy places the organism in Eukaryota, Ciliophora, Oligohymenophorea, Peniculida, Parameciidae. Gene Ontology annotation, cellular component: endoplasmic reticulum; Golgi apparatus. The record is from RefSeq and is a predicted model, not a curated record. Gene Ontology annotation, molecular function: protein-cysteine S-palmitoyltransferase activity. Gene Ontology annotation, biological process: protein targeting to membrane; peptidyl-L-cysteine S-palmitoylation.